Schistosoma intercalatum is the source of this 848-nucleotide messenger RNA. NCBI's taxonomy places the organism in Eukaryota, Metazoa, Platyhelminthes, Trematoda, Strigeidida, Schistosomatidae. The record is from the annotation of a GenBank genome assembly.
AAGCACGGGUCAAAGGCGCAUAAUUGACGCUCAAGGUCAUGGCUCAAAUUUACCAUGCUUUGAAGUCCAUUAUUUUAGAUUUCUUUGGUCGAGUCAAGCCUUUUGUUUUAGCUGCAGAUACGGCAGCGUUAUACCGUUCACCUUUUUUCGGAUCACUUAAAUUAUGGGAAGAGUCAAUUUACUUCGCUGUGCCUAAGAAACGUAGGACGGCAGAAGAACGGCGAAUGCGAAAAUUUCUUUCUUUGAGAUCUGGAGAUUACAAAGCUAGAGACGAUUUGACACCAUGUAAAUUCUGUGGUUACCUAAACCCUCGAAACUUUCUAUGCACCAACUGUUAUAGCAAAGUACGUGAGGAAACUAACUUUUUACGUUCACUUGUCAAUGGUCAACUUCCAAGUGAUCACGAAGUGAAAUUUAUUUAUAAUGAUGAUAACAGCACUAACGCAUCUGUUAGCAAUGCAGAAGUCAAAGUUCCUGGUUCUAGACCUUCAUGGUUCCCAUCUACUCUACAAGAAACAAAGUCUCCAGGUGGUGAGAAUUCAUAACAUUGUUGUACAUUAAUUCAUUAUUUCAUGCGCUCCUAGAUGACAGUUUAUAAAUACACAAUCAUACCUCCUAUUGUUUUCUUGUUUGUACUGUUGCCUUAUACACUAUCUAAACAUCCUAGUUAGAUUUACAUUCUUCAAUUACCCAGUAUUAGUUUCUAUGCUUAUUGGCACACAAUGCUGAAGUCAAUUGAUAUAGUGAUAAAAUCACUUAAUGAUAUUUAAUUUCUAACUUAUAUACUUAUUUCCGGACAAAAUGCUGUGCUACCUUAAUAUUCAGAAGCUUAUCAAUAACAUAUUACU